Messenger RNA from Exserohilum turcica Et28A, 1491 nucleotides. RefSeq lists its product as uncharacterized. Gene Ontology annotation, biological process: heme biosynthetic process. The record is from RefSeq and is a predicted model, not a curated record. The transcript is spliced from 2 exons. Gene Ontology annotation, molecular function: porphobilinogen synthase activity; zinc ion binding. Gene Ontology annotation, cellular component: cytosol. NCBI's taxonomy places the organism in Eukaryota, Fungi, Ascomycota, Dothideomycetes, Pleosporales, Pleosporaceae. Bases 242 to 1372 code for a protein of 376 amino acids.
CGCAAUUCUGCGCGCUUCUUCACCUCGACGCCUGUCGCCGUGCCUCGUCCUCUGUGGCGCUCACCAGUACUCGCACUCGUUGACUUUGCAUACGUGCCCGCCAUCCCCCGGAGUGAAAGUUUGACACCUCGGAUGUCCGCGUUUCUCUCCGCCGCUUUUAUAGAACGCCCAGCUUAGCACGCCAGCCGCACGCCGCCUUCCCUCGCAUUCGCCCCAUAGUACCCAAUUUUUGCCCAUCGCCAUGUCCUUUUCUUCCCUCGUCUCAGAUAUUGCCUACCGCAACUCAGAGCGGCCAGAGCGACCAGAUCUGCGCUCCCAGGCAUCCGAGGCGCGCUCCACGCGAUCUUACGCUAGCACGGCGGCCACGAGCGUGAGCAUAUCUGGUGAAAUCAAGAGUCAAUUGCACGGCGGCUACAGCCACCCUCUCUCGCGAGCAUGGCAGUCGGAGCGGCAGCUGACCAAGUCUAUGCUCAUAUUCCCCCUCUUCAUUUCCGACCAGCCUGACGAAGAGACGCUCAUCCCCUCGCUCCCCAACAUCCACCGCCGAGGCCUGAACAAGGUCGUGCCCUAUCUCACGCCCCUCGUCGCAAAGGGCCUCAAGUCGGUCAUACUGUUUGGCGUGCCGCUCGCACCCAAUGCAAAGGACGCCCUCGGCACCAGUGCAGACGACCCCAAGGGGCCCGUCAUCAAGGCCAUCCGCCUGCUGCGACGAGCCUUCCCUGAUCUGUUCAUCGUCGCCGACGUCUGUCUUUGCGAAUACACCUCACACGGCCACUGCGGCAUCCUGCGCGACGACGGCAGUCUCAACAAUGCCUUGUCCGUCGAGCGCAUUGCCGAUGUCGCUCUCUCGUAUGCACAGGCUGGCGCGCACUGCGUUGCGCCUUCAGACAUGAACGACGGCCGUAUACGCGCCAUCAAGCUGAGGCUCAUUGAAGCCGGAAUCGCCCACCAGGUCUCGCUCAUGUCGUACGCCGCAAAGUUCUCGGGCUGCUUGUAUGGCCCGUUCCGCGAUGCUGCAGGCUCUGUACCUUCUUUCGGCGACAGGCGAUGCUACCAAUUGCCUCCUGGCGGCCGUGGUCUAGCUCGACGAGCCAUUGUACGAGACAUUGGCGAGGGUGCUGACAUUAUCAUGGUCAAGCCCGCCAGCCAGUACCUAGAUAUUAUCAGCGAUGCCAAAGAAAUCGGCAAGGAUAUGCCUAUCGCAGCUUACCAAGUAUCUGGUGAGUAUGCCAUGAUUCACGCUGCGGCCGCUGCCGGCGUCUUCGGCCUGAGGCAAAUGGCAGAGGAGGCAACCCAGGGUAUUUUACGAGCAGGUGCAUCCAUUGUAGUCAGCUACUUCACCCCGGAAUUCCUCGAUUGGUUAGACAACUAAAAAAAAAUACGAUGAGUUCGGCAUAAUCGUUUGAUAUUAGGUUGGAUUGGCGGGGCGUCCCGGCGUUUGUUAUCGACUAGGUGCAUCUACGAAUGAUAUCAUAACCCAUUACACGAGAU